AUGUCCUCCGAUCCUAUUAGCAAGUACGACUCACAUGGGUUCAACUUUUGCACCAGGCGAAGUGACACAUAUCCAUUCAUUUCACCCCUUCAAAAGCCGAACCUCCAAGGGCGAUAUGUUCUUGUCACAGGAGCAGGUCGAGGCAUUGGCCGUGCCAUUGCCGUCUCGUUUGCACGUGCAGGGGCUGCCGGUAUUGUCAUCAUGGACCUUUCACCAUCCGAGACGCUAGCAGAUGAGCUCGCCAAAGUAGCCACAGAGGCAGGACACCCAGCGCCAAAGAUCAUAAGCAGGACAGCGGAUGUGACCUCAAAGGACGAUGUCGUUGCUGUGGGAGAAGCCAUCCGCGCAGGUUUUGAUGGUAGGCUCGAUGCGAUCGUUCUGAACGCCGGUGUGCUCGAACCUGUACUAUACAUACCCGACCAGGAUGCGGUCAAGUGGUGGCGUUCAUAUGAAGUCUUUGUUCUGGGCGUGUUUCACUGUCUUCAAGUAUUCAUUCCUUUGCUGCGGGCCACCAAGGACGGCUUGGGGACUGUUCUCACUGUGAACAGUCAAGCCUCCACACUGCUACGCCCUGGGAUGUCCGGCAUGGCUUCUGCGAAGAUGGGACAGGCCAAAUUGCUGGAUUUUGUCAAUGCCGAGUACGGGCAAGCAGAAGAUGGAAGCACACCACUUAUCUCAUAUUGGGUACAUCCUGGUGCCGUGGCGCAUCCAGAGCGCAAAGACCUCCCACCCGCAUUGUCCAAGGUUCAAAUCGACAAGCCUGAAUUACCUGGAGAUUGCAUAACAUGGUUAUUGAAAGAAAGGAGACCUUGGUUGGCAGGGAGGUUUAUCAGUUGUAACUGGGAGUAA
This is a messenger RNA of Exophiala aquamarina CBS 119918, 849 nucleotides long. RefSeq lists its product as uncharacterized. The transcript has a single exon. Bases 1 to 849 code for a protein of 282 amino acids. Lineage: Eukaryota; Fungi; Ascomycota; Eurotiomycetes; Chaetothyriales; Herpotrichiellaceae. The record is from RefSeq and is a predicted model, not a curated record.